AUGUUCUCCUCGCAGCGCUCUAGUAACCUCGCACCAGGCGCAGGCGGCGCUCGCGGCGGAACGCGCGGCGUCAACGGAUCCCUCGCCUCGUCGUCCGCUUCGUCGCCCGCAGCGCUCAUAGGGCGCAAGAUCUUCCAGCAGAAGUACUCCUUGCAGCUUGCGCCGGGCGUGAUUGACUGGUUGGACCAGUUCGUGCUGCACUUUGGGAUGAAGGACGAGGACGAGAUCGCUCACACCUUUGAGCAUCUCGUCCGGGGUUGCAUCGGCAGCGGAAGCGGGCUGGAUGGACCGAGCAAGAUCACGACAGACCUCCUCGAGGAGACAUACGAGCGGUUGCGGGUUGCGGCAGAUCAGCCAGAGGAUACGGGAGGUGCGGGAGACGACCUCGACCCGUCGCAGUACCUCAAGAUCGUCAAUGCGUUUGACAUGCCGGCGUGGAGGUGGGACGACGUGCGAGGCGGGUUUGAGAAGUGCAAGACGGCGCCGACUCUCGCACCGGGAGCGCUGUCGAAAUCGCAGUACCUCCGAGACCGGUUCAACAUCAUCAAGCAGGUCAUCCUUCGCAACGAGCACUUCUGCCCUCCGACCGUCGUCGACCCCGAACGGGCAGACUACAUGAAGCUCACGACGAUCAAGAACCUGCUUGGCCGGCAAGGCGGCCACUUCCUCAUCUUUGGCUUGCUCACCCGCAUGGAGGACGGCGAGUUCUAUCUCGAAGAUCUCGACGACAAAGUGAAGCUUGAUCUGUCAGAAGCGACUCCCGAGUCUGGCUUGUUCACCGAAGGCUCGUUCGUCCUCAUCGAUGGCGACUACACGCUCGACUCGAUCUUCAAGGUUGCCGAGAUUGGACAUCCGCCGAGCGAGCGACGAGACGAGGCGAUGAAGAUCCACGGCCAUCACGACUUCCUCGGCAUUGGCGCCUUGUCUGCGAGCGAAGAGGCCGACCUCAUCCUAGCCGAACAAUCCCCCUCACACGAAACCUCCUUCAUCAUCCUCUCCGACCUGCACCUCGACAGCCCAAAAGUCAUGUCAGGCCUCCAACAACUCUUGCAGGUCUACGAUCAGAUGGAGGAGAAGGAGAUCCCGAAGCUGUUUGUCCUUUGUGGGAACUUUAGGAGCCGACCGUGGUUGUUUGAUGGAGAGGCGAUGAGGGAGUAUACGGAACUCUUCGCCAACCUCUCCAAGCUCCUGACAACCUUCGCAAACCUCCUCGCCUCUUCGCACUUCCUCCUCAUCCCCGGCCCAACCGACCCGUGGUCCUCCGCCGCCCUCCCGCGCCCUCCAAUCCCCGAACCGCUCGCCAAAUCCCUCAUCGCCAAAAUCCCGAACCUGACGCUCGGGAGCAACCCGUGUCGAGUACGGUGGUUCAGUCAGGAGAUUGUGGUUUUCCGCGACGAUCUGAUGGGGAGGAUGAUGAGGAAUGCGGUGAGGUUUCCGACGGAGGAUGGGGAGGGCGGUGGACGGAAAGGCGACUUGCGGAAGGCGCUCGUCCAAACGAUCCUCGACCAGGCGCACCUCGCACCGCUUCCUCUGACAGUCCGACCAGUCCUCUGGGAUUACGACCACGCUCUCCGCCUCUAUCCAAUGCCUACAACCCUCAUCCUCGCCGACUCGUUCGACCCGUACAAGCUCGUCUACGAACGGUGUCUCGUCUUCAACCCCGGAUCAUUCCAGCGCAGGAUCUGGAGCGUGUAUCAUCCGCAUAUGAGCGAGAUCAAGGAGCGGAUGGAGGAGAGCGAGCUUCCCGACGACUACUAA
Rhodotorula toruloides NP11 is the source of this 1758-nucleotide messenger RNA. Its product is annotated as DNA polymerase epsilon subunit 2. The record is from RefSeq and is a predicted model, not a curated record. The transcript is spliced from 11 exons. Bases 1 to 1758 code for a protein of 585 amino acids. Gene Ontology annotation, cellular component: epsilon DNA polymerase complex. NCBI's taxonomy places the organism in Eukaryota, Fungi, Basidiomycota, Microbotryomycetes, Sporidiobolales, Sporidiobolaceae. Gene Ontology annotation, molecular function: DNA binding. Gene Ontology annotation, biological process: error-prone translesion synthesis; DNA-templated DNA replication.